Messenger RNA from Rhincodon typus (whale shark), 3314 nucleotides. Its product is annotated as zinc finger DHHC-type palmitoyltransferase 7. The record is from RefSeq and is a predicted model, not a curated record. Gene Ontology annotation, biological process: protein targeting to membrane; peptidyl-L-cysteine S-palmitoylation. Gene Ontology annotation, cellular component: Golgi apparatus; endoplasmic reticulum. Gene Ontology annotation, molecular function: protein-cysteine S-palmitoyltransferase activity. Lineage: Eukaryota; Metazoa; Chordata; Chondrichthyes; Orectolobiformes; Rhincodontidae.
CGGCUCGGGCUCGGGCUCGGUCGCGGUGUCAAGGAGCUGGAGCCAGAGCAGAGUUUGCUCGCUUGGAAGAUGGGAAACUCUCGCCGAAGGGCGCUGCAUUUCUUUUAACUUGAUGCCCAUGCAGUCUCUUCUAUUGACCCCUUCCUCUUCAUUCUAAAUCUAAGAGGCAGAUAUCCAAAAGGUACAACCUGGCCAGGCAAUGAAGUAACACCAAGAAGACAGUGAUGAUAAAGCCACAGCACUGUCACUUGAUUUCACAGUUGCGGCCAUCAGAUCAAAUACCAAAACUGUAUGAUUGGAAUUAAUGCUCCUUCCCUCCCUACCUAAUCAAACUCCAGGGGAGAAGAAAGAAGAAAGGGCCUCAUCCCACAAGGUCAAUACUGCAGCCAUGGAAGUGACACAAGUGUAGUCUGACAGGAGGGCUCAAGGAAGGGAGAUUCAGUAAGGAUGAUUGACAGCAAGGAUGGGGUAGGGGUAGGGAGAUAAAAUGACCUCCCUCCCUCCUGAUGUCAGUCCCUUGAUCAGGAUUUGUUGUGUCAUUGCCCUGUAUGGUGAGCUUCUAGCUCCCCACUGAGAGAAUUCUAGAGGUUCUCAGUAACAUAGAGACAGAGGAGCGGCACGGUGGCUCAGUGGCUCAGUGGUUAGCACUGCAGCCUCAUAGCGCCAGGGACCCGGGUUCGAUUCCAGCCUUGGGCGACUAUCUGUGUGGAGUUUGCACAUUCUCCCCGUGUCUGUGUGGGUUUCCUCUGGGUGCACUGGUUUCCUCCAACAGUCCAAAGAUGUGCAGGCUAGGUGGAUUGGCCAUGUUAAAUUGCCCGUAGUGUUCAGGGAUGUGUGGGUUUUAGGGGGAUGGGUGGGUUUUAGGGGGAUGGGUCUGGGUGGGAUGCUCCAAGGGUCGGUGUGGACUUGUUGGGUCGAAGGGCCUGUUUCCACACUGUAGGGAUUCUAUGAUUCUAGAGUGCAUGUGAUAGUCAGUGCAAGAUAAAUAGUGGUUAUUAGUAGGAGCAGUCACAAAUUGGCCCUGCUGGCUUCACUGCUGUGUUUUGUGCUGAUUGACAUCUCAAUCUGCAUGUUCUACAAGGAAACAUUAAACAUUCAGUGCAUGAAUGUCUGGGCCUCCACCAAUAUGGCAUCCUUUAACAUUAGUUCCACGGGGAUGGAUGCAUCAUGGAUGGCAUAUUGAAACUCCAAAGCCAAAUUAAUGUUACCCAAGAAGUCUUUCAAAAUAAUUCAGAAAAGCAGUUUUGAUUCAGAAAAACUUCAUGGAAAAACCUGAGGAAUUUAGAUGAGACUGACAGAUCAUGCAGUCGUCAGGGCACCGAUUCCGGGAUGUUGACCAUCAUCCUCUGCUGAGCUCCGAAGAUGACUUUGAAUGCUCGGCCGGAAAUGUGGAAGUGGUGGAUCGGAUUUGGUUUAUUCGUGAUGGAUGUGGAAUGGUCUGCGCUGUCAUAACCUGGCUACUGGUUUUAUACGCCGACUUUGUUGUGACUUUUGUAAUGCUGUUGCCUUCCAAAGACUACUGGUACUCACUGAUAAAUGGCAUUGUAUUUAAUAGUCUGGCAGUGCUGGCUCUAUCAUCCCAUCUGAGAACAAUGUUGACAGACCCAGAGAAAUCGGCCAACAACAAUGAAGAGAAAGCCAAGACAGGUGGUGUCCGACAUCCAUUUCCUCACCUUCUGCAAAGACAGAAUCUGCCUUGGCAGGAAAGGACAAUGACUGCUCAUAUGGGCGCAGUGCCUAAAGGCAAUGCCACAAAAGAGUAUAUGGAGAGCCUACAGCUGAAGCCAGGGGAGGUGAUUUAUAAGUGCCCAAAGUGUUGCAGUAUUAAGCCAGAACGAGCUCAUCAUUGCAGUAUUUGUAAAAGGUGCAUCCGGAAGAUGGACCACCAUUGUCCUUGGGUGAACAACUGUGUUGGAGAGAACAAUCAAAAAUUCUUUGUACUCUUUACUAUGUACAUAGCACUGAUUUCAGUCCACGCACUGAUACUGUGUGGCUUCCAAUUUUUCUUCUGUAUCAGAGAGCAGUGGAGUGAAUGCAGUGGCUUCUCACCACCUGUAACUGUAAUCCUAAUCAUCUUCUUGUGCCUUGAGGGACUCCUGUUUCUCACAUUCACCUCAGUAAUGUUUGGCACUCAGCUUCACUCAAUAUGCAAUGACGAGACGGAAAUUGAGCGGUUAAAAAAUGAAAAACCGACAUGGGAAAGGAAGCUACGAUGGGAGGGAAUGAAGAAUGUGUUUGGAGGGCAGCCGUCAUUUCUGUGGAUUAAUCCUUUCUCAGGGAUUAGAAUUAGACGACUCAUUCCCAGAACACUGAAGGGAGGCGCAGAAUUCGCUGUUUGAUUCUGAGGAAGAACAUUUUUGAAAAAGUAAUCUUUCCUAAUAUUAAAAUAAAAUUAGCACAAGACUUAUUUCUUUUCUACGCACUGCCUACUAAGGUACAAUGGAUUAAAUAAAUGCUGCCUGUAAAAAUUGAACAUAGUAACCUAAUUAUGAACAAAUGCCUGAAGUCUGGAACUAGUGAACUGACAAAUCUUCAUCAGCCUCAUAAGAAUGGAUUGCAAAAGUCAAACUGUAGCUUUGAAAGGGCAGUUAUGUGUCCUAUUUCUCUACUGUAUAAACCUCUGCAUAGUUGCUCAUCUUGCAGUUUUGCAUAAUGUACUAUUUGUGACAUAACCCCAAAUAUUUGGAUGUAAACUACAAUGCGAUUGAUAACUUAGGCGACAUUGGUUGAACUUUUUUUUAAUCAUAAAGUUUGUAGUCCAUUCCAUCCAACUGUUUUUCACCUCAUUUGAAAAAUAAUUUUCAGGCAUUAUAUUUACGAACUGUUACCUACGAACUGUAUAAGUUAGAAUUGAAUAAUUUCUUUAAUCUGUUUUUAUAUUUUUUAUAUAUAUAUAUAUAUAAAAAGGGAGCUCUAAAGAAGGGGAAACUUUAUUUUUUCAGUUUAUGUAUAUUUCUUUUUUUUAAUUUCAGGACAGUUUCUUUCCCUCUAUCUGUGGUACGGGUGGGUGUGCACUGUUUUUCAAUAAUCCAAAGUUUACCCUAAACAUAAUCACACUUUUUAAUUUUAUUUAUUGUUCUGUUGAAAUGCACAGAUGAAUUGUGAGUGUAUUGUUGUUGAUGGCUGUUUCUAAAAUUGAUAUAAAAUAUCUUCACAACAAACCUCUAGUCCAGUUUAAUGUAGAAUGAUUGUUUAGUGUAUGGAUAGAACAAUUUUUUCUCCUUGUUUCUUACCUUCUAAUAACAUAAAACGUUGAAAACUAACGAAGAUGCAAUGAAUUCAUUUUUCAUUGUUUAUGAAGCCUUAAUGGUAUU